AGCAGCAGGUCGGGAAAGAUGGCGGCGGAGGAGAGCAGGUUGAAGCAGCGGCGGCCGAACAACAGAUUCUCCAGAGAAGGCGGCCCUGGAUUCAAAUUUGGCACAUCCCAGCUAAGAUGUGACGAGGACGAUGACGACCUGCUGGACGACCUGCUGGAUGAAGAGGAGGGAGAGGAGGUGUGCGCGGCCCGCCCGCUCCAAAUCGUGGUGGCCGACGAGGAGGAGCACUCGUUCCGGCUGCAGGAGGCGGCGCUGGAGCAGCUGCUGCUGCAGGACGAGGUGCAGGACCUGCACGUGGUCGUCGUCUCCGUGGCCGGAGCCUUCCGCAAGGGCAAGUCCUUCCUGCUGGACUUCAUGCUGCGCUACAUGUACAAGCAGUGUCCCGGCUCGUGGGUGGGCAGCGAGGACGAGCCUCUCACCGGCUUCACCUGGAGAGGAGGCUGCGAGCGGGAAACCACCGGCAUCCUGGCCUGGAGCGAGGUGUUCGUGGUGGAGAAAGACGACGGCAGCAAGGUUGCAGUUUUACUGAUGGACACACAGGGAGCGUUUGACAGCCAGUCCACCAUCAAGGAUUGUGCCACGCUGUUCGCCCUGAGCACCAUGACCAGCUCUGUGCAGGUGUACAACUUAUCCCAGAAUGUCCAGGAAGACGAUCUGCAGCACCUUCAGCUCUUCACUGAAUACGGACGACUCGCCAUGGAGGAAGUCUACGAGAAACCCUUCCAGACUCUGAUGUUCCUGAUCCGGGACUGGAGUUACCCCUACGAACAUCCAUAUGGUUUGGAGGGAGGCCAGAAGUUCUUGGAGAAACGGCUGCAGGUGAAGUCAAACCAACACGAGGAGCUGCAAAACGUGCGCAAGCACAUCCACUCCUGCUUCUCCAAGAUCGGCUGCUUCCUGCUCCCUCACCCCGGCCUGAAAGUGGCCACCAACCCGCACUUCGACGGCCGGCUCAGCGAUAUCGAUGAAGAGUUUAAGAAGGAGCUGGUGAACCUCGUCCCGAUACUUCUGUCUCCGGAGAACCUGGUGGAAAAGGAGAUUGGAGGAGUGAAGAUCACGUGCAGAGACCUGCUGCAGUACUUCAAGGCCUACAUGAAGAUCUACCAGGGGGAGGAGCUUCCUCACCCCAAGUCCAUGCUGCAGGCAACAGCUGAAGCAAACAACCUUGCAGCGGUAGCCGGAGCCAAAGAUUUCUACAUUAAAGGCAUGGAGCAGGUCUGCGGCGGAGACCAGCCCUACAUGUCCCCGGCGGAGCUGGAGCGUCGUCACGGCGACCUGCGGCAGUCGUCCGUGCAGCUGUUCCGCUCCGUGAAGAAGAUGGGCGGCGAGGACUUCUGCCGGCGCUACCAGGAGCAGCUGGAGGCCGAGCUGGACGAGUCCUACAGCAGCUUCAGCAAGCACAACGACGGCAAGAACCUCUUCUACGCCGCGCGCACGCCGGCCACGCUCUUCGCCCUCAUGUUCGUGAUGUACGUGGCCUCGCUGGUCACCGGCUUCGUGGGGAUCCGCUCCGUGGCCGUGCUGUGCAACCUGGUGCUGGGCGCCGCCCUCACGGCGCUCUGCGUCUGGGCCUACGUGAAGUACUCCGGAGAGUUCCGGGAGGUGGGCGGGGCCAUCGACCAGCUGGCUGAGGUGCUCUGGGAGCAGAGAACUCCACGCAAGCUCUUCUCCAAGCUGCUGGAGGUGGCCCGGAGUCGAGUGCCGCUGGCCGGCCUGAUCCCGGCCCCGCGGCCCCGGCUCGCCUCCAACAACAACGUCAAGAAGAAAAACUAGCAGGACGCCGCCCGGCCCGGCCCGGCCCGGCCCGGCCCGGCUGUCACGUCCACCCGCCCUCACCUCCACCUUCUGCUGGCUCUGAAACAAACGCUGAACACACAGGAGCUCUGGUUCUGACUGUACAUAACGGUCCCUCGCCGUGCCAGCCGUAGAGGACUAGCUUUAGAUCCAGGCCAAGCAGUUAAUGUAUUUUAUCACUCGUCACCGGGCAGGUUCAAGUAUUUAUUGGUCAGCAGGCGGCUGACGGCUCCACACUGAUUUGCCAUUUUUUGUGAAUGUAUAAAUGAAGAGCAUGACCACUGACAUUCCUCCCGGCUCCUCUCCUCCCUCCGCUCAGCAUCCGUCUCUCAGCUCCCCGGCAGCUUCCAGAAGGAGUUGCAACCAAAGUUUACGGCUUUCCUCGUGCGACGCCCUCGGGCUGAGCGGACUGACUGACAGACGGACGCUCAAGACUCACCGGACCUUCAGGGGAGUUUGGUGUUGGAAAGAGGGAACACUUCUGUCCCUUCCCUUCCCCGAGGGCGGCGUGUCUUUGUCGGGGGGAACCUGAAGCUGUUGCCGGCGGUCCAGCCCGUACAGCCAGAUAUAAAGCUGUCGACUCCGGAGCUGGAGAUCCUGCUCGUGCCUGCAGGAGCCGUCCGGCCCCGGAGCCCGGAACACCGAGACAGUCCCGUCCGACUGUAGUCCCGUCUGACUGUAGUCCAGGAUCCACCGUGUGGGACACGUCCAACUCUGGGACCUUCAUCACUAGCUGUGUUCACCGUACGAUGGUGCAGACGUGACGAUCACUGUUGAUCAGUGUUUAAACCCCCCUGUCCUCAGCAGAGCAGGGGAGGAGGGUUCUUUUGUUUUUUAAUCUUUUUUCCUUUUGUUUUUAUCAGCAGAUCGUGGUUUGUAGUUCAUUUCAUUCCAUUUGCAGCUGAUCCCAGAUGUUUCCCCCCCAGGAGGAAACGUUGGGACACGAGCACCUCCAGGUCUAGCGUUGCUGUAGUUGUUGUUGUGCUGCAGGGUGUGUGUCCACUCAAGCUUUUAUCAUGUGAAAACCCACAGAAGGAAAUGUGGCUGCAGACUCUUUAGAGGUAUCUCCCCCCACCCGUGCCAGAAAAAAUUAAUUAUCUUAUCGUCCGAAUGGUUAAAUUGUGGUUUAGAAAAAUGUAACCUAGCAUCAGUGUCAUUCGGCGAUGAAUCCUCGGGUUAGUCAGCGACGCGUUGGCCGUCUUUAAUUAAGUGCAUAAACACGGUUUAACUCUUCAGCAUGACUUAACGUUACCUUGUCCUUGUUUCUCCUCCAGUGCUGGAGAGAAGGGAGGGUUCAAAUGAUGUACUGAAGGUGGAGACACCAGGUUUAAAAGCUCCUCAUCAUCUCUGUAGUGGAAACAUGCAGACGGCAGUGGAGGAGCAGUAAUGUAGGUCCGUGUACUUCACAGCCAUCCGUUUUUUGUUUUGAAAUGACAAAAUAAAAAUAGAGAUAUAAUCCGUUUUCCAUCUUUUGUUUUGAUAAUAAAAAACGGAAAACUGAUCGUUAUCCAUUAUCUGAUUUCAUUGAUGCGUUUUGAAAAUCGAAAUUGGGAAUUAAAACAGCGAGUGGAAAAGUCUUUCCUAUUGGUUUCCAGUAUGUUAGAGUUCAGUACGUGUUAUUGAUUAUUGAUUGGACGCUGCAGCUGAACGGACUGUCACAACAUCACUGCAGUUUCAUGACGGAGUGAAGACAGAUUACAGAUUAAACUCAUGUUUCACUCCCAGGUUUCAUAUUUGAUUUAUUUUCUGUUUCAACAUUAAAAAAAAUCUAAAACUGUUAAUUUUCAAUCUGAUCAACAAAAGAACCAGAAACAACUUUCUUAAUUUAUUACUGCACAUGUGCAAUCCCCCCAUUUGUCCAAUCCUUGUUUUCAGUAUCCUUGGAAACGAAUAGGAAAUAGAGAAAAGAGUUUUCCACUCGCUGUUUUAAUUCCCAAUUUCGAUUUUCAAACACAUCAAUGAAAUCGGAUAACGGAUAAUGGAUAACGAUCGGUUUUCCGUUUUUUAUUAUCAAAACAAAAGUUGGGGAACGGAUUAUUUUGGAUUAUUUCUCUAUUUUUAUUUUGUAAUUUCAAAACAGAAAACGGAUGGAGGUGAAGUCCACGGACCGUGUAUCCUCCAGCGGAGAGGCGACACUUGAACCAGCUCCCUUCUCCAGCUCUGGUCGGUGGUACCGAGCUGGAAGAGGAUGCUGGUUCGACGCCCCGUGGACGUGCGUGCUUGUCUACAGCGCUCUGUUCUGGGCUGCAGGGCGUGUUGCUCAGUACGGAACACCAGUCUGUCCUUUUUCCUAUUUACCUUGUUCACUGUAGUUGUUUUGCAUCUAAAGUUCCAGUCUUGCGCCGUGCUUGGUGUGGAGUACGAGGAUCAUGUGUCUUAAAGCAGAGCCGGUUACUGGACCUGCAGACGUGUUCGGCCAGGAGACGGUGUUCAGGGAUCCGUCUUCGGAACAUUUCUACGUAGAGCCAGGUCUUGUGGCUGCCGUCUUCAACAGCAGAGAAUAAAGCUUUAUUUUAUUUAUUUUCUCCCUUCCAGGUCGCCUGAGACGUAUACUUACUUGUCCAAAUCUUUCAUUCCUCCUCCGACCUUUUAAAUUACUUGAAGUUGUUUGAUAAAACACUAAACAUACCAAGUCAGCACUCGAGCCUUUUCUGGGGUCAAAGUUCAUCCUUCAUCCUUCCACUCAAUCUUAUUGUUUUUCCAUUGUCAUUCCAUCCACAUCACCGCUGUGUGCUCUUUGGUUUUCUACUCUUUUCUUUUUUUUUAUUUUAACAGCCUCAUCCACACACAGGGCAUGUUUAUGAAGUCUAUACAUAUAUAAAUAACUAUGAAACAUUUUCUAGGCCUUUUGUAGCUGUAAGAACAACGGUUGGUGGUGGAGCAGGUUCAGCUGGAUACGAAGGACGCUCUUGUGGUUUUUGUGGAUAUGUCUAAUAAAUUCCUUUUUUUACAUAUUAUAUAUAAAUAUAUAUUUGUAAAUUUAAUCUUACAUGAGCACUGCUAUUCCACUUCCUGCUGGUGAAGAAUGUUUAUAAUCUGGAUUUUCUUUUCCUUUUCUUUCCUGUUGCAUUUUAAAGUUAUUUUCCUUAAUUUAUUUUUCAAUACAAUAUUAAACCAAACUCAAA
Molecule: messenger RNA, 4919 nt
Organism: Cololabis saira (Pacific saury)
Lineage: Eukaryota; Metazoa; Chordata; Actinopteri; Beloniformes; Belonidae
Product: atlastin-2-like
Exons: 14
Coding region: 19-1773 (584 amino acids)
Biological process (GO): endoplasmic reticulum organization; protein homooligomerization
Molecular function (GO): GTP binding; GTPase activity
Source: RefSeq, a predicted model, not a curated record